Molecule: messenger RNA, 1266 nt
Organism: Acanthisitta chloris (rifleman)
Lineage: Eukaryota; Metazoa; Chordata; Aves; Passeriformes; Acanthisittidae
Product: prostatic acid phosphatase-like
Exons: 11
Coding region: 1-1266 (421 amino acids)
Biological process (GO): dephosphorylation; lysosome organization
Cellular component (GO): lysosome; plasma membrane
Molecular function (GO): acid phosphatase activity
Source: RefSeq, a predicted model, not a curated record
AUGGGUGUGAUAUGGCUUCCCAACCUGUCUAUGAUCCUAUGUUUUUCUUUUCAUCUCACCCUCAUUCUGCUUCAACAGACUACUGCAGAACGAGAACUGAAGUUUGUGGUUGUAGUUUUCCGACAUGGUGACAGAACACCGAUUGUGAACUUUCCAACUGACCUACACAAAGAAAGUGAAUGGCCCCAGGGAUUUGGACAACUCACCAAGACUGGAAUGCAGCAGCUAUUUGAACUUGGACAGUACAUGAGGAAAAGAUAUUCCAACUUCUUGAACAGCACAUACAACCGACAAGAGUUUUACAUCCAAAGUACAGAUUAUGAUCGCACCAUUAUGAGUGCCCAGUCAUACCUUUCUGGCCUCUUUCCACCAACUAGCAGCCAAAUUUGGAAUCCUGAGCUUCUCUGGCAACCCAUUCCAGUUCAUAUUCAUCAAAAAUCAGCAGAGCAGAAGCUGUAUUUUCCUCUGCCUGACUGUCCUCGUUUUGCUGAACUUCAGAAUGAAACACAAACAUCCAGUGAAUUUCAAAAUAGAAUACAACCAUAUAUGGAUUUUUUACAAACAGUGGCAGUUAACACAGGACUUAAACUAAAUAGUCUUAAAAUACUGAACAAUUUCCAGAUCUGGAAUACAUAUGAUACUCUGCACUGUGAGGAUAUUCACAAUUACACUCUCCCUGUAUGGGCCACCAAAGACGUAAUUGACAAGAUGGAAAAACUGGCAGAAUUGGCCUUAUUGUCAUUAUUUGGGCUUUAUAAAACAGAAGAGAAGUCACGACUGCAAGGAGGUACCCUUGUGAAUAUUAUUUUAAAUAGUAUUAAACAAGCUGUCAAUUCUUCAAAACCAAGAAAAAUGGAGGUCUACUCAGCACAUGACACCACAGUUGGGGCCCUCCAGAUUGCUCUCAAUAUUUUCAAUGGGAAACUGCCACCAUAUGCUGCCUGCCAGUUCUUUGAACUCUACCAAGAAAGCACUGGGCAAUAUAGCAUCGAAAUGUAUUAUCGGAAUGACACUUCAAAGGAUCCUUACCUCCUCACUCUGCCAGGAUGCACCUCUUCUUGUCCACUUGAGAAGUUUGCUGAAUUAGUUUCUCCUGUGAUUACAGAAGAUUGGUCAAAAGAAUGUGGGAAGAAAGACAAAAUGAAAGAUAUUUUUAUUGGAUUUAAAGUUGCUGUUGGCUUGUUGUCAUUUUUCAACCUUGUACUGCUCUACCUCCUUUAUCAUUAUGGACACUGCAGGUGCAGAAAAAAUUACCAGGAUGUUUAA